AUGGAGUUGACACAGCCGGCAGACAUCAACACCUGGCACGCGAAGAUCGCGCUUAAGAUCGCCAAGAAGCUCAGGUCCGACAAGCAAUACACCCAGGCUGCCAUUGACAAGAAGGAUAAGAAGGAAUCCGCGAAGCUCCAGAAGAGAAAUCGAAGACCGGCCACAGCGGCUCCAGCUGUAGAGGCCAAUGAGUUGGGAGAGCGCAUUGACUAUGGACCUUCAUUCAGCGAUGCUACUACGCUCGCCUCUUCCAGGAAGUACUCAAAGACUGAAAAAGACCAUGGCGAUAUGAUGCAUCGACUGGCCCAUCAUGACUCUUUUGACUCCCUUCUCGAUAAGCCAUAUAUGAAAGAACAGCUGCGGGACCCGUACUUCUCUUCGACGGAUCCUCAGAAAAUGGUGGAAAGACCUCGCUCAGAGAAAGACGAAGCCAGAAUAGCGUCACUGCCAGACGAGCUGUGGGAGCGAAUUGCCAGUUUCAUGGAGCCCGUUGAUGCCGCGAAUUUGGCCUACUCCACCAAAACACUCUACAAGAAGCUCCUCGGAUUCUCCCCCUUCGCCGCCCUCGAUGAGCCAGACAACAAACAUCACAAGAUUGCCUUCCUCCAUCAAUUCGACCACAAACAUCCCAGACAUCUACUCUGUUUCCCCUGUGGCAAAUAUCACCGACGCCUGACACCCGGCAAAGAGGCCCUCAAGAUCGAAUUCUUCAAGUUCCCAGUUUUCGACUGCCCCAACGUCAAGAACUCCGUGCUUCCACGCAUGCGCAUCACCCAUGGCCGCUACCUACCGUACUACUUCGUCCAACUCGCCCUCCGCGCAUCUCGCCACCACCCAAGCUACGGAAUCGACCACACGACUCUCGCCAGGCGCUGGAAAUGCAAAGACAGCGACUGGAAACACCGCUCCCGCUUCCUUGUCCACGACGACCGCCUUCUCAUGCGCGUCGUCUCUCAAGUCUACACCCCACCCGCCAAAGACCUCACCGAAACCGCCGAACGCCACAUCCUCUACGACCGCGAAGAAUACACGCCCUUCUUCUCCGUCUGCGCGCACUGGAAGGACGGCGAUUUGAUGAAAAUCUGCAAAUGCAUGAUGUCCCAUGUCCCCGCUCCCCCGGAUCCAUACCAUAAACAGAUUCAGCGAAGCUUCAAAUUAUCCGCCUCCGCCGCACGUCCAGACUUCAUCGUGCGCGGCUGCGAUGAGUGCCGCCCUGCGAGGCGAUGCCCCGAGUGUCCGACAGAGUACCUGGUCGAAGUGCAGAUGAUCGAAGACACAAACGACAAAGUCAACCCCUUCAAACAUGCCCUAGUCGUCACGAGAUGGAGCGAUCUAGGCGAUGGGAGUAGUCCGUAUACCUCUCCCGAAUGGGCUGCGAUCCACGGCGUCAAUGCCGCUGGAUAUGACAGUUUCAGUAAUGUGGGCAGGAGAGCUGUAGGAGGGAUCUUUGAGUCGCAGGUCAGCGGCGCGAUUCCGGGGCAGAGGUUGAUUAGUUUGAACCCGAGCAAUAAGAAGUCGGGCGAUGAUGGACAUGGUUGGUAUUAA
Molecule: messenger RNA, 1545 nt
Organism: Zasmidium cellare ATCC 36951
Lineage: Eukaryota; Fungi; Ascomycota; Dothideomycetes; Mycosphaerellales; Mycosphaerellaceae
Exons: 1
Coding region: 1-1545 (514 amino acids)
Molecular function (GO): protein binding
Source: RefSeq, a predicted model, not a curated record